GAAGAUUUGCUUUCCUUUUCCCCAAAAGGGGAGGAGAUUGAAACUGAGUGGCCCAUGAUGGAAAGAGAGGAAAUCCAGGGGUGCAAGAGGCCCUUGGGUGAAGGCAGAGACUAACAUGGGGUUUGGAGCAACUGUGGCCAUUGGCCUGACCAUCUUUGUGCUCUCUAUUGUCACCAUCAUCAUCUGCUUCACCUGCUCCUGCUGCUGUUUGUACAAGAUGUGCCGCCGACCACGUCCGGUUGUGACCACCACCACAGCCACUACUGUGGUGCACGCCCCUUACCCUCAGCCUCCAAGUGUGCCACCCAGCUACCCUGGACCGACCUACCAGGGCUACCAUCCCAUGCCCCCCCAGCCAGGGAUGCCAGCAGCACCCUACCCGACACAGUACCCACCACCCUACCUGGCCCAGCCCAUGGGCCCACCAGCCUACCACGAGACAUUGGCUGGAAGUGCAGCCGCGCCCUACCCUGCUAGCCAGCCUCCGUACAACCCAGCCUAUAUGGAUCCCCCGAAGGCAGCCCCCUGAGCAUACCCUUGCCUCCCUAGCUGCCACUUAAUUAUGUCAUAUGUGUGUGUGUGUGUGUGGUAUGCAGGCACGGUUCUUUACUGUCCCAUGCAUGGUGUGUGUGUCCUAUCUGUACACAUGGUUUCCU
This is a messenger RNA of Galeopterus variegatus (Sunda flying lemur), 656 nucleotides long. RefSeq names its product protein shisa-5. Gene Ontology annotation, biological process: positive regulation of canonical NF-kappaB signal transduction. The coding region runs from base 116 to 529 and encodes 137 amino acids. NCBI's taxonomy places the organism in Eukaryota, Metazoa, Chordata, Mammalia, Dermoptera, Cynocephalidae. The record is from RefSeq and is a predicted model, not a curated record. Gene Ontology annotation, cellular component: endoplasmic reticulum. The transcript has 4 exons.